ACGUUGCAUAGUUACUAAGUACUGUCACGCUCACAGCAGACAGCUGCAGCUAUGUGGCCCGCUAACGGAGAUUUUAAUUUGAACCGCUAAUUCAGCGUUGCCAUUUAUGCGCUCGUCUUCCCAGCAGGAAUACACCCUCUUUAAACAGGUUCACACAGCUCCUCUUCCUCUGAAACAUCUUAUCUAAUCGUGAGACCCUCCGCCGGGUUCAGUGUGUUCAAGAAGACUGCCAUGUUCAACCCCAGUGAUCUCGAAGGCGAAGUGGAUCAUUCCUUUUUCGAUAGUGAUUGUGAUGAUAGCAGCGUCGGCAGAGGUGAUGGGAAAAAGAUAGGGAAAGAUAAGCAAAGCAAGCCAGGACAUGAGUGGCUACAUGCAAAACAGACAAAAGAUACAAAAGGGGCUUGGUCUCCGAGGACGGAUGGGACGCAAAAACACCUGAAGCCGGUCAAAAACAAUAGCAGCAGCAGAGCAGAAAGGAAAGAGAACAGCUGUCAUUCAGGUGAGGAAGAGCGGCACAGGGAGUCCAGCAUAUCUGUUUCGUGUACAUCAGAUAAAGUCGUCAAUAAUAGUAGUGAUGGCGAAGAAGACUUUGAUUUGCACUCGAAAAUGUCUAAGGGGACAUUUAUGGCUUUGUCGGCUGGGGCGAGAGAGGCAGAUGAUAAGGAUGUGUACAGCCAGAGUCCAAAUGAGUCUGAGGAAGAAAUCUUAUCAUCCAAUGCCAAACACUCCAAAGGGAGAAAUAAACAAACUCCUAAAAAACGGAUAAGAAGUCGGUACAACCGAAGUCCAUCCCCGACUUCAACCGAGGCCAGCAUGGAUGCAGACUCAGAGAGCUCCUGUAGCAGCAGCAACAGGAGAAGCAGUUUAGACUCCGCCAACCUUCCCAGGCCCAACAAGUCUUCUUUGUCCCCUGGAGGGAGCAGGAUCCCAGUGGGCUCAGCAAGGACUAGGGAUGUGCCUGCCAGCCAUAAAGAGGAGUCAGAUGAUACAAUAACAGAUGUGAGCCCCCUCUCCUCUCCCGACUCCAGCCUUCUCCAGUCACUGGACCUGAACCGCACAGAGGCUGAAGAGGGAAGCCUUAAAGAGCAGCAGCAGGAGGAGAGUGUGCCCUCCAGUGGCCUUGGCACUUUACAUCAGGAUGAGGAUUCAGAUCCAGAUGAAGAUGAGUGGAGACCGGUAAACCUGCGUGUUUCUAUAGCCACAGACUCUCUCAGUUCCGUGAGCCAGCUUGGAGGUAAACUGGUCUUCCAUGGUUCCGAAGGAAGAAACAGGAAGAACUACUCAUUCACCAAUGAAGAGGUCCGAUCCAUAGAUCAUGAGAACCAGCGACUUCUUCGGGCACUUUCACGUCUUUCUCCAGGGCCACGACCAGGGAGUAAAGCAGGGAAAAAAGCCCACAUGACAAGCAACUCACCACUCAAUCGCCUGUCUCACAGUGCACUCAACAGGCAGCGGGAACAGCAACGCAUCGAGCGGGAGAACCUGGCUUUUCUUAAGAGGCUGGAGUCCGUCAAGCCUACACCUGGCCUAAAGCGCGCAGAACAGCUGGCAGACUACCAGCGACAAGUUGGAUACCAAGGAGCUCCAUCGUACCCAGUCUGUGUGUCCUCCACUAAGAAAGGGAGGUCUGUCAGCAAGACACACUCAGAGAUAGAAAUAUCUCUCUGUUGUCCACACCAGCAGGUUCCAGGCCAGUCAGCUCUGCACACCACAGCUCGUCUUCCACCACCAGUGACUCGGCCAGCAAACCCGUUCCCAGGUCCAAAAAACUGGGUGCAGCCCGACCAGCCUGGUGCUGAGAACACUGCUGUUUUAAAGAAGCACGUCGCUGGCUCCCUUUAGCGGCAUCGUUGGUGUCUGGUCAUCACUGAGGGGUCAGUUUGGAAGGUACUAAGCUGAAAAUAAACUGACUUCAUCAACAUACUA
Acanthopagrus latus (yellowfin seabream) is the source of this 1926-nucleotide messenger RNA. It is a transcript of the gene cfap97, whose product is annotated as cilia and flagella associated protein 97. The transcript has 6 exons. Gene Ontology annotation, biological process: spermatogenesis. NCBI's taxonomy places the organism in Eukaryota, Metazoa, Chordata, Actinopteri, Spariformes, Sparidae. Bases 232 to 1842 code for a protein of 536 amino acids. The record is from RefSeq and is a predicted model, not a curated record.